GAAAGAAGAAGACUGAAAAAACUACAUAAUUUAAUCCCAUGUCAAUUAUUUAUGGAAAAAUAAUCUGAAUUACAAAUUUUAAAUGAUUAACGUUGCUAUGAAUGAUAAUUUAGCUUUAAUAAACAUAACAUUUGAUUUUGUACACUACAUAAAUUUUUAGGCAUGUAAUUUUAAACAGUUAUAAAAAUUAAUUACUUCGUAAGGUAUUUAUUCAUGAUGACUCAAUAUAAUGAAAAUAUUUCACGUUUGAUAGUUAUUCCUGAACCACCAGUAGUCAAGCCUCCCAUGUAUCGAUCAGUUUUUACAGAUUCAAUCAAAAUGUCAUUCAAAUGUAACAAAACUUGUCAUAAAACUAUGGGCUAUGCAGAGAUUCAAUUAAAUUCUCCUUCUGAAUUUUUAAAGAAACAUUCAAGAAAAGUAGUUAGACCAUUUGUGGAAAUAAAUAAAGUAAAUACAUUAAUUAGACCUUUACCAAACAAAAACAACAUUGAAAAAAUAUUCAAGAGUAGACCAAUUAAUUCAUUAGUUAGUAUUAAUGAAAAAAAAAAUAUAAAACAUAUAAAUAUUGUUGACGCUAUUCGUAAAGUCCCUCCAUUGUCUAAACAUAAGGUUCAAGAUACGAGAAAUGGACAUGUUAUUAUUCUCGAUGAAGCAGGAUUAGAACCUACGUAUGUAUCAAAAAAAACUUUCGGUAAAACUCCCGGGUAUAUUUUUAAAUUAUACAAAGAAAAAGAAAAUAAAAAAAUAUUAGAGGUUGAAAAAAAUAUGGCUAAAAAACCUGCGUUGAUGUAUAUACCUGAACAAGAACGAAAUCUAUUAUUAAAUGGUCUAAAAACAAAUUGGACCAAACUUCAACGGGAAUUUCAGCGUUUACCAAUGUUAACAGAUACUAUUAAGAAAAAAAAAAAAAAAACUAAGUUAGAAAAACAGUUAAAAGAUUUAGAAAGAGAUAUUGAUUUAAUAGAUAGAAAUCCAGUUAUUUAUGUGUGUAGAGAUGUAAAUGAUAAAGAUUAAGAUAAAGUCUAAUAAUUACAAUGUAAUUAUAAAAAAAUUACUUAUAUGCAAAAAAGCAAAAAAUUUAAUGCAAUGAAAAAAUAGAAUACUCCUGUUUCUUUACUAAGCUUUUGAAAUACAACCUAAUAAAGUAUGUGCAAAUAUACAAUAGUGUGUUCAGUCAUGUUUUAAAAAGUGAAUUAAAUAUACUUUUUA
Molecule: messenger RNA, 1209 nt
Organism: Daktulosphaira vitifoliae (grape phylloxera)
Lineage: Eukaryota; Metazoa; Arthropoda; Insecta; Hemiptera; Phylloxeridae
Product: enkurin-like
Exons: 4
Coding region: 214-1014 (266 amino acids)
Cellular component (GO): acrosomal vesicle
Molecular function (GO): calmodulin binding
Source: RefSeq, a predicted model, not a curated record